Messenger RNA from Camarhynchus parvulus, 1082 nucleotides. RefSeq names its product actin binding transcription modulator (gene ABITRAM). The record is from RefSeq and is a predicted model, not a curated record. Lineage: Eukaryota; Metazoa; Chordata; Aves; Passeriformes; Thraupidae. Gene Ontology annotation, biological process: dendrite morphogenesis; regulation of filopodium assembly; regulation of actin filament polymerization. Bases 21 to 542 code for a protein of 173 amino acids. Gene Ontology annotation, molecular function: actin filament binding; actin monomer binding. Gene Ontology annotation, cellular component: lamellipodium; filopodium tip; nucleus. The transcript has 6 exons.
CGGGCCGGGCCGGGCCGGGCAUGGCUGAGGGGGCGGCGGGGCCGGGCGGCGCCGAGCGCUACUUCACCCGCUGGUACAAGCCAGACGUGAAGGGGCGGCCGUGCGAGGACUUCUGCGUGCUGCAGCACUCCAACAGAAUCUGUGUCAUCACGUUGGCAGAAGCCCACCCUCUUCUGCAAAGUGGGAAAACAAUUAAAAACAUUAAUUACCAAAUCAGUGCAAACUGUAGCAGACUUCAGAAUAAGGUCUCUGGGAAGUCAAAAAGGGGAGCUCAGUUUUUAACAGAACUUGCCCCUCUGUGCAGGAUAUCUUCAUCAGAUGGAGAGGAAUACACCAUUUACAGUUGCAUACGAGGGCGGCUGAUUGAAGUGAACGAGAACAUCCUUAGCAAUCCUGCUCUUCUGCAAGAAAAGCCAUCAACUGAGGGGUACAUUGCAGUGGUUCUACCCAAAUUUGAAGAAAGCAAGAGUGUAACUCAGGGACUUCUGACGCAGAAGGAGUACGAGGAAAUUUUGAUGAAACGUCGCAGUUCUGCUUCAUGAAAUCAACUCUACACUUCCCAUUUGUGUUUGAUACUAAAUAAGUCACUUUUAUUGUACACUCUGAGUUUUAUAGUAUGGAAAAGGCCCAGUGCCAGUUUUUAAAAGUGGAACUAAACUCCUUGAUUCGUAAAAGAAUAAACCAGUUAAAAUAGUUUGUAUAUUAAAAUUUCUGUAAAAACUUGACGUAAAGUUUUUCUUUUUCUCUGAAUUCUAGCACUACAGGUUUUUAAAUAAGCUCAGAAUGGCAUGUUGGGGAUUAUUUAUGUUCCACAAUCAGCCUUGCUUCUGCUUAAUGCAAGCAUAGUACAUAUAGAAAAAUAAUAGCAUUUAGCUAUCAUGUAAUUUAGCUAAACUAAUGCUAUAUGGAGUUUGACACAGGUGAAUGGAAAACAAAAAUGCAACAAAAACCUAUGUACAAAGAGCAGAUAAAUUUGAAAAUAUAUAUUUCACACCAAGUUGUAUUUUCAUGGUAUUCUGAAGACAAAUAAUGCCCUUUGUACAGAAUUUUGUAAUAAUCACUAGCUAUUUUCUUCAAUUUUA